UUUCAUACAGAUUCCAUCUGAGUGCUAAAUGAAGCCUCAUUAGUUAUGGAUGGAUUUGUUCCUGUUUCUGAAAAUUUGUCUAUGAUGGGGAGCCACAAUAUCUUUGGCACAAACUCCCAAAUAUCCGAGAAUGAUACAAGUUCCCAACAUACAGCAGAGGUUGAUGGCAGCAGCCAGAUCAACCGAUGUAUGGCAGCUCUGGAGCACUCAACUAUUAAGGUACCGUAUGAAGUGCUGAACCGCAAGUUCCGCACUGCUCAGAAGGUACUGGAGCGAGAGGUGUCUGCAGUGGCCGCAUGCACUUCUGAGAUGCAGGCCGCCCUGUCAGGGUCACCCAUGCCUCGCCCUCAGCAGCUCACGCAGAUGAUAAGAGGUGUCAUGUCACAAGUCUCAAGCCUCAAGAGGAAGGCGCGUGAGGCGGUGGCCGGGGAGGUGGAGUGCGCGCGUGCUGUGCGCAGGCGCAUCGAGCACCUCGACCAGGCGGGCAAAGGCUCGGCCGCGGCGCGCGCAGCCUGGGAGAGCACGCGCAUAGACAGACUCAUCACAGACUUCCUGCUGCGGGAAGGCUGCUACCGCACCGCCAAGAAGUUGGUGGAGCUUCGCAACAUCAAGAGUUUGACGAACCUGGGGCUGUUUGAGAACGCGUACGAAGUGGAGCAGUCGCUGGAGCGGCGCGACGUGAGCAAGUGCCUCGCUUGGUGCCACGAGAACAAAACUAAACUCAAAAAACUUAACUCGAGCCUCGAGUUCAAUAUUAGAAUACAAGAGUUUAUAGACAUGAUCAAGAGGAAUGAGAGGAUGAGUGCUGUAUGGCACGCGCGUAAAUACUUCAGCGCCCAGGACUGCAAGCAGCUGCCCUCCAUACCUCAGUGCAUGGCCCUGCUCGCCUUCCCUGCUGACACAAAGAUCCCCGAGUACCAGGUGCUGCUGAGUGACAGCCGCUGGCAGGAUCUCAUCCAGCAGUUCAGAGACGAGAACCUGCGUCUGUACCACCUCAGCCUGCAGGCCACCUUCACCGUCGUCGUGCAGGCCGGCCUUUCUGCCCUCAAGACACCUCAGUGCUAUAAAUCCAACAAGGAAAGCUUCAAUCCCGACUGUCCGGUGUGCGUGCCGACACUGAACAGCCUCGCCAAGGAGCUGCCCUACGCCCACUGCUCGCAGUCUCGCCUCGUCUGCUUCCUCAGCGGCGAGACCAUGAACGAGAACAACCUGCCUCUCAUGCUGCCUAACGGAUACGUCUAUGGCUCUAACGCUCUCGAGGCUCAGGCGGCCGCCAAUAACGGUGAAGUUUUCUGUCCUCGCUCUGAAACGAAAUUCCAACUCAGCGAUGCUCAGAAAGUGUUCGUGAUGUAGGGCGUGUGCGUCCAUCACACAUGUCCUACACGUGCGAACACGGUCCAUCACAUAUGUCCUACACAUGCGAACACGGUCCAUCACACAUGUCCUACACGUGCGAACACGGUCCAUCACACAUGUCCUACACGUGCGAACACGGU
Molecule: messenger RNA, 1496 nt
Organism: Hyalella azteca
Lineage: Eukaryota; Metazoa; Arthropoda; Malacostraca; Amphipoda; Hyalellidae
Gene: Kaz
Product: E3 ubiquitin-protein transferase MAEA
Exons: 10
Coding region: 46-1353 (435 amino acids)
Biological process (GO): proteasome-mediated ubiquitin-dependent protein catabolic process
Cellular component (GO): GID complex; nucleus; cytoplasm
Molecular function (GO): ubiquitin protein ligase activity
Source: RefSeq, a predicted model, not a curated record